AUGGCGUGUCUUUUAAGCUCUAAGUGCCCGUCGGGACAUGGUUCAUUCGGCGGCAUGAUGCGGAGAUUAGUGUUCCGUCAAGGACGUGGUAUGAGAAGCGGUGAAGUUCCAUUUGGUUCCAAAUUGUCAGGUCUGAUCAGAAACGCUAAUCCAGAAAAGAUUUACAGUUACACCCCCCCUAGACUCGUGCGGUUCGGCCCUCUGCUUCUUUCUGGUGUAUUUCUUGCCUAUGGUCUGUCCUUUGCCGAUUGGUCACUGUCCAGCACGAUGGAACUAUACAGUGAGGACGAAGGGAAAGCUCUCGAGCCCGACGCAAGGUGGUGGGAUAACCCGCGCGUGCGAUUCUACGGACGUUUUGCUGGCUCUGCUGCCCUUUCGGUCAUACCGCUGGCACUUUCAGCCGCAGCCCUGUAUCUGCCGUCGCGAAUCGUCACCAGCAUAACCUAUCUUCCUAACGGAGCCUGUACCGUUGCGCGUCGCGCUGUCGUCACCGGAAAACCCGUGGUCAAGCAUGUUGGCUUGGAUAGAAUCACAUUGAGCAAGCGGACUCGCGUUUUCACCGGAGUGGGGCAUCAGGGCGUUGACGACAAGGCUUCAUUCGCAUUCUUCCUUACGGACUCGUCAAGUGGCUUUUGGAACAGGUUUUACAUAGUCAAUCGAUCUGGUCACAUUUGGAAUCGGGAUGGGAGAGUAUUUGAUGCGCUAUUUGGUAACGUACCCGUCAAGACGCUUGAAAGAUGGAAUUUCGCUGCCCCGGAAACUGCCAAAGAGGAAUUUAACACUCAAACAAGAAAACAAGACAACGCACUUGACCUGGUAGCGCGUGAAAGUCAGCGGUCCAGGCUGAAGGGCGAAGCGAGAAGUAUUGUGCUUAAUAAAUCCCCAAAAUGA
Molecule: messenger RNA, 891 nt
Organism: Lachancea mirantina
Lineage: Eukaryota; Fungi; Ascomycota; Saccharomycetes; Saccharomycetales; Saccharomycetaceae
Source: the annotation of a GenBank genome assembly